This is a messenger RNA of Ambispora leptoticha, 1970 nucleotides long. NCBI's taxonomy places the organism in Eukaryota, Fungi, Glomeromycota, Glomeromycetes, Archaeosporales, Ambisporaceae. The record is from the annotation of a GenBank genome assembly.
ACGAUGGACCGCCGAGAAAACGCCCAAGGUUAAUCAAAGCUCUCGAUGGUGAACAGGUUUUUGAUGAUUCAAAGUCUAUAGCAUGGGGUGACCAGGAACAAAGUACCAGAAAGGCAUUGUACCAAGAUAUCCCAAACGUAAUUGUAAAAGGCGGAUAUUCUCCGGGCGAAUCUGAUUUUUUUAAAUUCGUUACAUCAGGCGUUUUUGUGGACAAAUCGCUUUUCAUCAUAGAAUUUAUGAUAUACAGUGAGCGGGCUAUACUUAUUACUCGCCCCCGUAGGUUUGGCAAAUCUACAAACCUUUCAAUGCUUUAUACUUUUUUCAAACCGGUGUCUGAACAAGAAAAAGAACAGAAGCUUGCUUUGUUUAAAGACCUCAAAGUUGCACAAUUCGAUUGGUUUAUGAAGCUGCACUUCGGCAAUUGGCCCGUUAUUUACGUUAGUUUCAAGGAUCUUAAUUAUAAGUCUUGGGAAUCAAUGCUAAAUUCCAUCAAGGAAAAAAUAUCAGAUUUAUACAAAGAACAUCGUUAUAUUAUUGAUAACAAAAAGCUUCAUAUAGAUGAUGAACUCUUAUUUAAAAAUAUUAUUGACGAAACAAUUGACGAGUCACAUUUAAUAAACACUAUCUCCCGUCUAUCACGCUAUCUUCACGAAUACUUUGGUAAACAAACCAUUAUUCUCAUUGAUGAAUACGACUGGCCGAUGGAACAUGCAGGAAGUUUUUACAACGAAGCUGAUAUUUUUUUUAAAUCCAUGUACUCUAGCGUUGCGAAGGAUAAUGAAUACGUAUGCAAGGUCCUGUUCGUUGGACUGCUUCCUCUAGGCCAAGCAAGUUUCCUUUCUGGACUUAACAAUGUUGGGCAUUACCCAAUGCAUAUCUUACCUGGAAUACGUGGGCGUGCCCAUUUCUCAGACAUGUUUGGUUUCACGGAGAAAGAAGUUGAGUUCUUGCUAAGUAAAAGUGAUCUGAAAUUUGAACUCGAUAAUUUGCGCACUCAUUACAACGGAUAUCGAACUAGUACCAAUGAGCGUGUCUACAACCCUCACUCAAUUAUAUCCUCUUUGCAAAAAGGUAUUAUCGGGGACUACUGGACAAAUAGUGGUUCGACAGUCACGGUUAGGGAAUGUCUAAAAAAAUGUAGCCAAAAUAUUGAAGAAGAGCUCCAGAGUCUUUACUAUUCAUUUUAUUCGUUACAAGACGCCGAUAGAUAUGUUAAAGUGGAACUCAUACCACAUCUCCGAUACGACGUUCUCGUGAAUGAGCUAGAAAUAAACGCGAUCUAUACAUUACUAUGUUAUAGUGGCUAUUUGACCAUAAGUUACGAUGAACUUGAUGUGUCUACUGAAGUCAAACUUACUAUACCAAACAGAGAAGUUGCUAAACAAUGGAAGCAGUGGAUUAUCGAUUUCGUAGGCGUAGAUCGGCUAAAAGCGAAUGACAUAUUCAACUUGUUAUUCAAGAAAAAUAUUAAGGUGUUUUGCGAACAAUUUCCUGCUCUUUAUAUGGAAAUAAUCUCCUGUUUUGAUAUUGGUGAUUCUAAAAGAGCCAAAUCAUAUGAGGGUUGGUACCAUACAUUUGUCCUUGGAGCACUUGCAAUGUUUCAUGGUGAUGAUUACCAGGUCGUCUCCAAUCGUGAAACUGGGAAAGGUCGUCCUGAUGUCCGCAUCAUCCCAAUUAACCCAAAAUUUGAUACUUGUAUUAUUUUUGAGUUUAAGCUCGCUAAAUCGAAAGACCGUGAAGGAAUGAGAAAGCUCGCUAAGGAGGGGCUAAAACAAAUUAUUGAUAAGAACUAUCGGUCAAAUACUGCAAGUCAUAUCGAAACGAUAGUUGAGGUUGUCAUCGCCUUCUGUAAUAAAAGUACCUUUGUCUCUGCUCAAUGUUUACAAUGUAAAAAAGGUGGGAAAAAAGGUAAACCUUCGACACAUGACUGGGAAAUUAUUUCAUCGGCUGAAUCAAGGUUAGAAGGAUGA